Molecule: messenger RNA, 786 nt
Organism: Diuraphis noxia (Russian wheat aphid)
Lineage: Eukaryota; Metazoa; Arthropoda; Insecta; Hemiptera; Aphididae
Source: RefSeq, a predicted model, not a curated record
AUGUGCCUUUAUGUUAUCGACAAUGRUKGUCCUCCAUUAAUAGGUCGAAAUGAUAUAAAAAAUAUAAAAUGUUUUACCUUGUUUAGUAUUGAAAAUGACGUAAGUGUCGAUAGUAUUAUAAAAAAAUAUAACAAUGUUUUUAAAGAUAAAAUAGGCACUUUUAACAAAUACGAAAUUUCAUUAAAUAUCAAAGCGGGAGAAGUACCUACAUUUUACAAACAUAGGUAUAUUCCUUUAGCAUUAAAGGGAAAAGUUGAAACCGAAAUUGAGCGUUUAAUCAAAAGCAACAUUUUAGUUCCCGUCGACCACAGCGAAUGGACAACUCCAAUAGUACCAAUAUUAAAAACAGACGGCAUGGUUAGAAUUUGCGGUGAUUUUAAAAUAACAAUAAAUCCGGUAUUAAAAGGGACUGAAUACCCUCUUCCAAAAAUAGAACAUCUAUAUGCAAAUAUUAGUGGUUCAAAAUAUUUUUCGAAAAUAGAKUUAAAAGACGCAUACCAACAAAUGAUUAUUAAAGAAUCUGAUCGCAAAUAUACCACUAUUAACACACAUAMAGGUUUAUUUAGCUAUACACGUAACCCUUUUGGAAUAAAGUCGUCAGCAKGGGAGUUUCAAAAAGCUAUGGAAACUUCCACAGCAGGUCUUGAGGGCAUAGGUUUAUUCCAAGACGACAUUAUUGUUGCAGGUUCCACUAUCACAGAGCACAAUGCUCGUUUAGACAAAUUACUAAAUAUAUUGUCAAAUGCAGGUUUAAGAGUAAAGUUGAAUAAAUGCAAAUUUAUGUAA